CAAAGUAUCCAGGCAGCUCUACUCACCAAACUGUUCAAAGUUGACUAUUAAACUUCUCAGUUUAAGCAUUAUGACAAAGGAAGAAUCUUACAGGGAAGAAUUUAGUUAUGAUAGGAUGCCAACUUUGGAGCGCGGAAAACAACAGAAUGGAAGUUAUGUUCCAGAUAUUAAAUCUAGCAAUCUUCAGCUCUCCAAAAAAUUUCAUCCUUGUUUCUUUUAUAAAACAUGGAUUUAUUCAUUGCUGAUGGGGACUUGUAUUCUUGUUACUUCUGGAUUUUCCCUUUACCUGGGGAAUGUUUUUCCAUCUGAAAUGGAUUAUUUGCGUUGUGCAGCAGGUUCAUGUAUUCCCUCGGCAGCAGUGAGUUUUGCCAUAGCCAGAAACAAAGCUAAUGUGAUACCUGAUUUUCAGUUUCUGUUUGUUUCAACAUUUGCGAUUACAACAACAUGUUUAAUUUGGUUUGGAUGCAAGCUUGUGUUAACACCUACAGCAAUAAAUAUAAAUUUCAACCUGAUUCUCCUGAUUCUGCUAGAGGUUUUCAUGGCAACUACUGUAAUAAUAUCUGCUAGAUCUAAUGAGGAAUGCUGCAGGAAGAAAAGAACAAUUAUUUAUGAUACUACUAGCACAUUGAAUAAUGUCAACUUCCCAAUACGGAUCCUAAAAUCUUAUUCGGUGGUAGAAGUAAUUAUUGGAAUUUCUGCAGUGUUUGGAGGAAUAAUUGCCUUGAAUAUGGAUGUGCUAAUUUCUGGCCCAUACCUUUCGGUCACUUUUUUUUGGAUCUUAGUUGCUUGUUUUCCCAGUGCUAUUGCAAGUCAUGUUGCUGCUGAAUAUCCAAGCAAAUGCUUGGUGGAAGUUCUUAUUGCCAUAAGCAGUGUUACAUCACCCUUGUUAUUCACAGCUUCAGGAUACUUGUCUUUCAGUAUAAUGCGCAUUGUGGACAUGAUUAAAAAUUAUCCACCAACAGUUCAACAGUCUUAUGAUGUGCUGCUCUUGCUUCUAAUGCUGAUGCUGUUAGUUCAAGCAUUUCUGACAACUGGGACAGUCAUACUCUGUGUAAAUUUUAAAGCAAAAAUGAAAAUGCAUGAUUCGUUAUGGGUGGGGCCACUAACAAACAAACAAGAAUACAAAACAACAGAGGUCUCCAAUAACAGCAUGAAGGAUUUUGACAAAGAGAAAGCUUGGAAAGCUGUUGUAGUGCAGAUGGCUCAGUAAUCUGCACUUGGGAAACUGAACCAGGGAAAUUGUAGGGCUAAAUAAUGUUUGUAUACAAGGGCUGUGGUAUUAAAUGCAAAGCAACUAAUUUCAUAGCAACUCCAUUGACCAGAAUGGCUUGAAAACAAUUCUUGCAUCAGAAUAUUUUCAAUAAACAAUAACAUCCUUUAAAAGUAAUAGAUUGUUCUAAUAGUACACGUAUUUGAUUUUAGUUCAUCUUGAUUUCAGUAACUUUUUUUCUUUACAAACUGUGGUUUUAAACAGUACCAUUGUUAAUUAAAUAUUUUGACCACAUGAACAGUUAAUGCAAUUAGUUUUGUUAUUGCAAGAAACUAAUAUAAUUGCUGGUAUUUAACUGGUA
Protobothrops mucrosquamatus (brown spotted pit viper) is the source of this 1571-nucleotide messenger RNA. RefSeq names its product modulator of VRAC current 1 (gene MLC1). Bases 71 to 1210 code for a protein of 379 amino acids. The transcript has 12 exons. Gene Ontology annotation, cellular component: cytoplasmic vesicle; endoplasmic reticulum; plasma membrane. Gene Ontology annotation, biological process: regulation of response to osmotic stress. Lineage: Eukaryota; Metazoa; Chordata; Lepidosauria; Squamata; Viperidae. The record is from RefSeq and is a predicted model, not a curated record.